Molecule: messenger RNA, 3130 nt
Organism: Ictidomys tridecemlineatus (thirteen-lined ground squirrel)
Lineage: Eukaryota; Metazoa; Chordata; Mammalia; Rodentia; Sciuridae
Source: RefSeq, a predicted model, not a curated record
CAAUUACGUCUGGGUCCAAGCAAACAUGAGGCAGCUGCCAGCCGCGCCGGGCAGUCCUGGUUGCCUGGGCUGGGGAGCGGGGCGGCCAGCAGCAGUUCCCGCCAGCACCCGGGAUGCAGCGGGACAAGAUGUCAAGAGGGAGGUGAUACAGGGCUGACACAGACUGCCCCCCCACCAGUCAGCAGGGACCCAGGCUCCAUCUGUCUCCCUGCCCAACAUGGCUGCUGGCGCUCCAGCCAGCACAGGCAGGUAGAAGUAAGGAUAAAGAAGGAAGGACAAAAGGACCCAAAUAAAAUCAAGGUCUUGUGAGUAAGAAAGAAUGAAUACUGGGCUGGCAUCUCUUAAUCUCGCCUCCCAAGAGAGGGCUUCCUGCCUUUCCCACCCAAGAGGACAAGCAGCCCAGAGAGGGCUCGAGGCUGGCUUCAGAUCACACUGUCCCAAAGCCCAGGCUGCCCCGGCCCUGUCCAGUUUGUUUCUCAGGGACACCAGGAGGAUCAGCAGAGGUGAUGACACGAAGCUUUUGAGCAUGGUGACAAUGAACGUUGAAAAGUUGCUUUCUCUCCUGUCACCUCAAGUGUCCCCAGUAUCUGCCAGGAGGGCAGAGCAGACGCGGAGAAACCUCAGGCUUUACCGAGGCUCCCUGUCCACCCGUGCUGUGGGUAGCCCAGGUCACGUGGCCCGAGGUUGGCGUGAAGGCUGGCCUGGUGCGCACUACAGCCUCACCAGCACACGCUCCCGCAGCCCCAGGACAGAGCCCCGGGAGAUCAUGCAACGCAGCGUCCACAGGCAGGGACUCCUACCAUCCAGCGGCACCCAGAUGUGCAUUCCAGCUCUGUCCACCCACAGAGGAUGGUCCCCCUCCCCUUGCCUCUACUGCUGGAGAUCACCCCUGGAGCGUGGCCACCACUGUCCCUCCUACAUGGGCAGAGUGAGUGCCCCGAGUCCUGCAGGUGCAUCUGGCCCUUCUCCUGGCCAUUGUGGCCCCCUCUCCCGCCCUACACCCGCCCCACAACCAGCGCCUGGGUCCUUGUGGGUCUCACUGUCCUUCUGCCCACCAGAGGCCUUCCUGUGUAGGCCUGGCCAGGGACAGGAGUGGAGCCCACACCCCUGGGUGCUGGGCCAGGCAGGGGCAGUGGUUCCCGGGGAAGCCACCGCUGGAGAUGGGGCACGACACCUUCCUCUCCAGGGGCGGCGGGGUCUGCCGUCAGCACCCGCAGGGGAUUGGCUCCUCUGGUCACUCUCGCCAGCCCCUGCCCCCAGCCCUGCCCUGCCCUGCUCCCUGCUCUCCCCAGCUGCCCGUUCACGAGCCCUGGCUCGGCCUUGGGGGUGGGCACUGCCGCUCCCAGCCCACAGACACUGAGGCCCAGAAGGGGAUCAUAUGUCACAGCACCAGGUCCCCAGGAGCAUGGACUCCACCAGCUCUUAGGAGAAGGCAGGGGGCCUGGGCUGGGCUCACCGCGAUGGGCGCGGGUGCCGUCCUGGGGCUCUGGGGGGCUGUGUCCUGGAGGCCCAGCUCAGCCCGGGAACCUCUGCUGCCCGGCUCCAGCCUUCUUGCAGGAACUUGUGCAAAAUGGGUCCUAAACUGCUCCCUGGUUUCCAAAGCCCCUGAGAGCGCAGGUCAGGAAGUGGCCCUGCUGUCCAGGUGGCGUGGAGGAGAAGGCCAGGGUCGAGGGGCAGGAGCUCUGAAGUUCCCCCCUCCCUUCUGCUCCCGUUUCACAGAUGAGGAAGCAGAGGCCCGUGCUGCCUGGCAAGCGCCGUGGUCGCUGGGAUUUGAACCCCGCUCUGCCUCAUUCUCAGGCUUGGGCCCCAGGGCUCCGGCUCCAGGGGAAGACUUCAGGGGGCCAGGGCAUGCCCCUACCCAGGUGACCGGGAAGCUGCCCGCUCCCAGUCCUGGGGCCUGGCUCCUGCCUCCCCUUUCUGGGCUGAGGGUUCAGGAGUGUGACGGAGAGGAGCCCAGGGUUUUAAACCCCACCGCCCUUUGCUCUCCAAAGCCCUCCACGGGAGUGGAGAGCUGCCUUUCUACUCAGAGGCCGAGGCUGGAGCCCCCUGCUCCCGCAGACCACCACCAGGCUUCUCUGGGGGUUCCAGAAAUGGCCUCUUGGAGGGGGAAGGACACCCCUGCCUUCCAAAGCAGAGAAAGAAGGGACCAGAGAGGCUGGGCACAGCCCCUCCUGGUGGCCCAGCCCCCGGGCAGGCGGGAGGCACCUGACUCACUGUGGUGCCCACCCCCGCCCCAGCAAGCUGAUGUUCCCUGGAACAGGUGUGUCUGUCAGCUGUGCUCAGCCCACGUCCUGGAGCCCACAGAGCCACGUGACAGGGAGGAACCGAGGGGACCGCAGGUGCCAGCUUGGUGGGGGGGACAGAGCUCAGCUGAGAUAGGAGGACAUCAGAAGGGGCCCUGUCCCUCCCCUCGGUUGGCUCUGUCUCCCCUCUCGGAUCUGCGGCCUCAGCUCUCUGCCCAGCUGUCCCCUCUGCCAGAGGGGAUGAAGCACUGCUGGCCUGGUCUCCAGCUCUGCCUGUCAUCCUUGCCUCCAGCAAUGGGCAGUGGGUGGCCACCAGAGUAGAUCCAAGUCCCUCUGCCACUGAUGGCACACCCCACACUCAGUGCUAUUGGACGGGCACUCAGGGCAGCCAGAUGCUAGCCGAGACUCUGCCCCCCCGCCCCGUUUCUCUGGACUCAGCCCUGCUCCCUACACCCUUUAGCUGUGUGUCCACAGACAAGUUGCUCAGCUUCUCUGUGCCAAGCGCUUUUGAUUUUCCUGAGGAGAUAUCACCCACCUGGAUGAAGGAGAUCAUCUGCCAGCUUGCUCAGCUGAGGGCUGCGUAGAGGUGGGGUGUUGACGCCAUGGCUUUCUGGUGGCUGGGUACCGCCUGGGAAGGCCAGCCAGCCCCACUGGUCAACUCUGGGUCAAUGCGAUGCCCCCUUCUCAGGGUGAAGGAGUCUGUGCCUUGGAGAAGUUGGCAGUCUCAGGCCAGGACGGCAGGUCUGGCCUCUCCUGCUCCAGCGCUCUGAGAGGGCCGAGGCCAGGGGCGUGCAGCACGUGGGUGGGUGUGCAAAUGUGCCUGUGGCUGUGGGGACCCGGCCGUCUCAGCCCCCUGCCGGCCCUCAUCUGUCUAUUCCCAGGGUGGG